AUGAUUGCAAGGAGUACAGCAUCGUCGUCAACGGCAACAUCACGUCCGUUAUUGCCAUACGUAACGCACUAUAGCGAUUCGGGCUUCUCCAGUACGCUAAGCAGUGGUUCCAGUUGUUCGUUUCUCCCUCCACCACCACCCUAUCGUGGAUUCCGUGGUUCCACCAAACAACAGCAUCGAAUUCAUCGUAGUUUGAGCGAUUCAAAAUACGGCUCAACAACUGAAUGCCAUCACAUGAGACUUCCAACCGGUCUAUGUGCUGGCAGUGUCAAUUUACAAGAAUUAUGUCGUACCCCACGUGCUGGUAGUUGGACAUCCAGAAGUCCAUCACCAUCAAUGUCAACAGUAUCCUGUCCAGAAUAUCCGGAAUUGCAGGAGAAAUUGCAUCGAUUGGCAAUGGCUCGUGAUAGUUUGUCAUUGCAGGUAACAAUAUUAACAGAACAAGUCGGUGCUCAGAAGGAAAAAAUACGUGAUCUGGAAAAUCUUUUAGCAACUAAAGCGAACAAUUUAGAUUCAACGGAAGAAUUGCUGCAAGAACGUGUCGAUAGCAACGGUGACUUGGAGUCAAAAAAGUUGGACCUUUUAGCAGAAGUUUCAAAGUUGAAACUCAAAUAUGCUACCUUGGAGAAGGAAAAAAUGGAGACAGAAAGGAAGCUUCAACUUUCGCAGGCUGAGAUUGAACAUUUAAAUCAAACAAUGCAAAGUUUUGUCAUGCAACAUGGUCUCCCUCCACAGGUUUAUAAGGCACAGAUUCAUGCCCAAUUGCCAUAUCAGCAAGUGCUUGGUGGUAAUGUCAGUGCGGAAACUGAUCAAGCAGCGGAGAUGGUGCAAUUACGAAUGGCUGUACAACGACUUAUUAUGGAUAAUGAGCAGAAAAAUAUUCAAAUUAGUUCGUUAAGAAAUGCGUUGGAUGAACAUUGCCGUAAUGGACGUGAAGGUGACGUUUGUGCAGCGCCGACGAUCUCUCUGCCACGUUGUUACAUUCAAAAUAAUUUUGAAACUUCUCAGCCGUUCGAUAUCAAUACUCAACUUAGAAGAUUACUACUUGAUGACGCGAGCGAACAUAUUGCUCAUUCUUCAUCUUUUCCAACCAGUCUUUGUAGUGCCCAGCAGCGAGGUGCGAUCUCUUCAAGAGCACCUUCAGCAGUGCAGUCAUCGUCAUCCUAUACCUCAUCAUUAUCAACAGCAUCACCGCAACAUAGUUGGUCGAAUUCGGGUACUCCAAGACUACAAACUAAUUAUGAUCCUACCAUCACUUUACCACCUCUUUCUUCUAGAGCGACUGGCCGUACUGCUCCAAACUAUCACUCACCAUCAUCUCCGGCUGCUCGACAGUUGGCUGCUGAACUGGAUGAACUGCGUCGUAUUGGAAAUGAAAUGCAGCAUAAGCAUGAUGCAUUUCAGAAUCCAAGCUUUUCCAGGUCGUUUACGCGCAAAGCUGCUUCAACUUUAACACUACCGCGUAAAAAGCUUUCUGCAGCAUCUUCCGGAGGUAUAUCAGCCGAAAGUGAUGACGAAAUAAUGCGAGGGGUGCAGACGAGAUCUUCCAUUGAAAUUGGAAAAUUUAAACGUGGAAAAACAAGGUCUUCAUUAAAGAAUUUAUUUGGCAAACUGACAAGAAGUGCUUCACAAGAAAUUAGAUCAGCUGAUUUUCAACGUGCUGGUACCUUGAGACCAGCACAUUCAGCACGGAUACCUAUUUAUGGACCAAUAUCUGGCGCCAUAGCCCUUCGACCACCAUUGCAGCAGUUUGUUGACUGGAGCAAAGAGCAAAUUUGCGAAUGGAUGGCGGAAAUUGGUUUCAGUGUUUAUGUACCCGAAGUUGAGCGUUUUAUACGGAGUGGUCGACAUCUGUUGAAUAUGACUAAUCAAGAAUAUGAAAAGGAAUUACUAAUGAGGAACCCAUUACAUAGAAAGCGUUUGCGUUGCAUAUUGACUAGUAUAAGUCGUGGUGUUAGAGAUUCUGCGGAUCGUAUGGAUUUACAUCAGGUGUUGUUAUGGUUAGACGACAUCGGGAUACCACAGUAUCGUGAAAGUAUGGCUGAAAAUAUGAUUGACGGCCAAAUGCUAACACUGCUAACUGCACAAGAUUUGAUCGAAAUGAAAAUCACUUCUGCUCUUCAUCAUGCGACAGUUGCUCGCGGUGUACAAUUCCUACGAUCGGUUGAUUUUUAUUCAAAUCGUUUGGAAAGAAGAUUCAAUCCCGAUUUAAUCCACAAAGGAGCAUGUCCGAAUGAAGUAGAACGAUGGUCACAUCAUUGCACGUGCGAAUGGCUGAAAGCAAUUGAUUUAGCUGAAUUUACACCUAAUCUUUUAUGUGCUGGAAUCCAUGGUGCACUAAUGGUGCAUGAACCAACUUUCACUGCAGAAACAUUAGCUGAAGUAUUGCAAAUGCCUGCUCACAAAACGCUUCUCCGACGUCAUCUGGCAACUCAUUUCAAUCAGUUAUUAGGUCAAGAGGUCAUUAGUCAUAAGCGAGCUGUGCUUGCACAACCACUCGUUGUCCAAAUGUCUCCCUUAUUGAAAAUUAAGGCAAGUUACAACACUUAG
Molecule: messenger RNA, 2550 nt
Organism: Loa loa (African eye worm)
Lineage: Eukaryota; Metazoa; Nematoda; Chromadorea; Rhabditida; Onchocercidae
Exons: 20
Coding region: 1-2550 (849 amino acids)
Biological process (GO): neuromuscular junction development
Cellular component (GO): presynaptic active zone
Molecular function (GO): protein binding
Source: RefSeq, a predicted model, not a curated record